Messenger RNA from Trichogramma pretiosum, 3204 nucleotides. Its product is annotated as spidroin-2-like. The coding region runs from base 1 to 3204 and encodes 1067 amino acids. Gene Ontology annotation, cellular component: extracellular region. The record is from RefSeq and is a predicted model, not a curated record. Gene Ontology annotation, molecular function: chitin binding. The transcript is spliced from 6 exons. NCBI's taxonomy places the organism in Eukaryota, Metazoa, Arthropoda, Insecta, Hymenoptera, Trichogrammatidae.
AUGAAGCUGUGUUUGUUGUGGAUAGCUGUACUGGCUAUCUCUCGUACAUCAUUGGCUCAAGAAGGCUAUGACUAUCCACGGCCAAACAAUCCAUUGACUCCAGGUAGACCAUCGGGGGGUAGUUCGCCAACUACACCAUCUACAGAAUAUGGUGUACCAAGUGGACCUCAAUCUCCAGGCAGUACAAGACCCGGAGGAUUCUCAGGAACACCGGCACCGACUGGUAACGGAUUUCCUUCCAGGCCUUCUGGUAAUGGCCAAAGACCCUCGAACGGUAAUGGUUAUCCGUCAGGCGGUUCAAAUGGUCAGCGACCAAGUGCAGGAAAUGGGUAUCCAUCUGGCGGUCCAGCCGGUGGCCAACGCCCUUCAGGAGGUGCCAGUUUUCCGUCGGGUAACAACCAACAGAGACCAACUGGUAGGCCGACAAACACACAAGAGGAAGGAUAUCCCGAUGAAAGACCCUCCAUUCCUUUCCCACUUCCAAAUGAGAAUCAACCACAAGGUCCAGGAGGCCGUCCUAGUAAUGGGUUUCCAUCGGGUUCAGGAGGAAACAGACCUUCAUCACCAGGUGGCUCAUUUCCAGGAGGAGAAAACGGAUAUCCUAGAGGGAGGCCUGAAUCCUUUCCAAGCAACGGACAAGGAAGUACUGGAAGUUAUCCCAGUGGAGGUCAAAGACCUGGAUUUAAUGGUCAAAGUCCCACCAAUGGAGGGUAUCCAGGGGGUCGACCAAGCAGUGAAUUCCCUGGUACUCAAAGACCAGGAAACCAACCCUCAAACGGAGGUUCUUAUCCAAGUGGAGGACCAAGUGGGGGAUAUCCCAGCUCUAAUACGAUACCUAGUUCUGGACAAGGUUCUCAGAGACCAUCAAGUGGAACUACAGUAGGUCCUAAUCGAGGAAGACCAUCAAAUGAAGGAUACCCAAGCGAUCGCCCUUCGAUUCCCUUCCCUGGCAAUGACAAUGGGGGUUCGAGACCAAGCAACGGCAACAGACCUAGUGGAGGAACUUCAAGACCCAGGCCACCAAAUGGUCUCUAUCCAACUCCCGAAGAUGGUUCAAGACCUGGUUCAGGUCCAUCAAGACCUUCCAAUGAUGGACAGAGGCCUGGAGCAGGACAAAGACCAUCAGGACCAGGAUAUUCUGGACAAACCCCGUCGACAGAUGAUGAGUAUCCUGGACCAGCCCCUCCAUUUGAGCCUCAAGGACCCUCGGGUGGUUAUCCGAGCCAGAGACCAGGUACUCAGACCCCUUCAAUUCAGUAUUCGGAUAACCAAAAUUAUCCUGGAAGUUCCAACCAAGGACCAUCACAAAGGCCAACUAACCAAGGUCCAUCUGGAGGUCAAGGUCCAUCAGGCGGAUAUCCUAGUGGUAGGCCUUCUACAGAAUUUCCAUCUGACGAAUCAAGACCGACUGGAGGUUUUCCAAGUGGAGGACAAAGACCAUCAGCUGGCUAUCCUAGCGGUGGACAGGGUCCCUCGAGUGGUUAUCCUAAUGGAGCCCAGGGACCAGCUGGAGGUUAUCCUAGUGGUGGACAAGGUCCAUCCGGUGGUUUCCCUAGUGGUGGUCAAGGUCCGUCUGGUGGUUAUCCUAGUGGCAGACCAAGUUCACCAGGAGGUUUUCCAAGUGGUGGACAAGGUCCUUCCGGUGGAUAUCCUAGUAGUGGACAAGGACCUUCCAGUGGAUAUCCUAGUGGUGGACAAGGACCUUCUGGUGGCUUCCCUAGUGGAGGCCAGGGACCUUCAGGAGGUUACCCUAGCGGAGGACAAGGACCCUCUGGUAGCUUCCCUAGUGGUGGACAAGGACCCUCUGGUGGCUUCCCUACUGGAGGUCAGGGACCAUCAGGAGGCUUUCCAAGUGGUGGACAAGGACCUACAGGUGGCUUUCCUAGUGGAGGCCAGGGACCUUCUGGAGGAUUUCCAAGCGGUGGACAAGGACCCUCUGGUGGUUUCCCCAGUGGAGGCCAAGGACCUUCAGAAGGUUUUCCAAGCGGUGGGCAAGGUCCCUCGGGCGGCUUUCCUAGUGGUGGACAGAGACCAUCUAGUGGCUUCCCAAGUGGAAAUCAAGGUGGUUCAAGUGGUGGUAGUGAUGACGGCUCAUAUGACGAUGGCGAUUAUUCUGCUAUACCCGGUGAACCUGGACGUGAUUACCCAAUUCUCUCUGAAAUUCCGGAAACGAGUUUCAGAUGCGAUGCUCAACAGUAUCCUGGUUAUUAUGCAGAUGUUGAAACCCAGUGCCAAGUAUUCCACAUAUGUGCAAACAAUCAGACAUACGAUUUCCUAUGUCCGAAUGGUACGAUAUUCCAUCAGCAGUACUUGGUUUGCGUGUGGUGGAAUCAGUUCGAUUGUAGUUCAGCACCUAGUUUAUUUUAUGUGAAUGAGAAUCUUUAUGAUUAUACGAUAAUGGGAAGUCAGCAACAAGGACCUCAAGGAAAUCAACCAAGACCCCAGGGACCGCAAGGUCCAAAUUACUCCGGUGGAAGUAGUCAACCAGGAUCAGGUGGUCCAAGUGGCCCUGGAGGACCGGGUGGAUUCCCAAGUGGUCCUAGUGGACCAGGUGGAUUCCCAAGUGGCCCUAACGGACCGGGUGGAUUCCCAAGUGGCCCAAGUGGGCCAGGUGGAUUCCCCAGUGGCCCUAGUGGACCUGGCGGAUUUCCAAGUGGCCCAAGUGGACCGGGUGGAUUCCCCAGUGGCCCUAGUGGACCAGGUGGAUACCCAAGUGGUCCUAGUGGACCAAGUGGACCUACAGGCCCAGGAGCAUAUCCAAGUGGUCCUAGCGGGCCUGGUGGAUAUCCAAGUGGUCCGAGCGGACCAAACGGACCAAGCGGACCAAGCGGACCAAGCAGACCAGGUAGUCCUCAGGGCCCUCAAACUGAUGGUCCAGGAGGUUAUCCUUCAAGUGGAAGUGGUGACUAUCCUAGAGGAAAUGAAGAAUUUGGAGGUCCAUCAACCGGUUACCCAAGUAGUGGUAGACCUCAAUCGCCUGGUGGACCUGGUGGAUAUCCAGGGGCACAGCAACCAUCUUACCCAAGCGGAGGAAGACCACAAGGACCUUCUCAACAACCAGGAGGUGGCGAGGAAGGUUAUCCAAGUGGCCAACCGAGUGGUCCUGCCUUCCCAAGUGGAAGACCUGGACCUUCUGAUACACCUUUCCCUUCACAAGGCCCUUCGAAACCAGACCGUGAAUACCUGCCACCUCGUGCUGGUUGA